GCGUGUGUGUGGGCUGUGAAGGCUGUGAGGGAAGCUCGGUGUCUGACGCUGACUGCGCUUUGGUGCCGAGUGAAGCGCUCACCUGCACACAAGAGUCGCGCAAACUAAGGAGUUGCUGCACUCCCACAAGCAAGGAAGCUUCCGACACAGUCUGACCCCACAGUGGAAAGGAAAAGGAGACGUGAUACAGUUUGGGAAGAAGAUUUAGUGCUUCCCCUUUUCUUUUUUUUGGUUCCUCGCCCAGGCUGCUGUGGCAGUCGCUCGCUUCUUCCGCCGCGAUGAGGACUGACCUGGCUUUGGUCCUGACAGCAGCCCUUCUUCUUGACACAUUCCGGGUGAAUAAUGGCCAGCCUUCAUCUAAAGGUCACUGUCGACCAGGCUUCUCACAAAGUUUCUACUCCAUCUUGAUUCCAAGGGAUAUACUUCAAGGCCAGGCCAUACGUAAAGGUGCCAUUGUGUCAUCACAGAAAGUCAAGUUUGAUGACUGCGCCGGGAACAAAGCGGUGAUUUUCGAGAGCGGUGAUCCAAACUUCAGUGUGCGGACAGACGGGUCCAUCUUUGCUCAGGGAGAUGGAGCUGCCAUGGAUGAGCCAGUCCAGUUUAAACUAACAGCAAGUGGUCCACAUUCUCAUGUCUGGAAGACAGUGAUCCAGCUGGCACCGAUAGACGCCGCUUCACCUCAGCAAAACGAAAAUGAGGUCACAACCAAAGAGGAAAAGGUUGCUGAGAAGAAAGAGAAGAAGGAAGCAUUCCAAGCCCCGCCUCCUGUCAUCAUGUUCUCCGGGACAGGCAGAAACAGCUCUAAGGGUCUACGAAGGCAAAAGCGAGACUGGGUGAUCCCACCAAUCAACGUUGCUGAAAAUUCUCGAGGACCGUUCCCGCAGAUGCUCGUCAGUAUUCGUUCAGACCAGGAUCAAGAUAUCUCCAUUCGAUACAGCAUCACUGGGAUGGGAGCUGAUCAGCCACCUAAUGAGGUCUUCAACAUCGACCCUGUGCUUGGAAAAAUGUUUGUCACCAAACCUCUGGAUAGAGAACAGCGGUCGUCAUAUCAUCUCCGAGCACAUGCUGUGGACAUGAACGGAAACAAGGUGGAGAACCCCAUCGAUCUGUAUAUCUUUGUCAUCGACAUGAACGACAACAGACCGGAGUUCAAGAACCAAGUCUACAAUGGCUCUGUGGAUGAAGGCUCACAACCAGGCGCCGACGUAAUGCACCUGUCUGCCUUCGAUGCCGAUGACAACACGACGGCCAAUGGAAUGGUGCGCUAUCGAAUACUGUCCCAGACACCGCACAGUCCCAUUCCAAAUAUGUUCACCAUCAAUGCUGAGACUGGGCAUAUUACGAUCGUGACGCCUGGUCUCGAUCGAGAGAAAGUGUCCCAGUAUACGAUCAUCGUUCAAGCCACAGACAUGGAGGGCAACCUGAAUUUUGGUCUCUCAAACACGGCCACCGCCAUCAUUACUGUCACCGACAUAAACGACAACCCGCCCAUGUUGACCUCCAGGACGUUUUCCGGUGAGGUUCCUGAGAACCGGGUGGAUGUGGUGGUGGCUAACCUAACGGUGAUCGAUGCCGACCAACCGCAUUCCCCCAACUGGAAUGCUAUUUACAGGAUCAUCAGUGGCGAUCCAUCCGGGCACUUCACCAUUCGCACUGACCCCGUAACCAAUGAUGGCAUGGUGACUGUGGUAAAGGCGGUCGACUUUGAGAUGAACCGAGCUUUCAUGUUGACAGUUGUGGUGUCCAACCAGGCCCAUCUGGCUAGUGGGAUCCAGUCCUCCUUUCAGUCCACAGCAGGUGUAACCAUAUCUGUGCAGGAUGUCAACGAAGCCCCUUACUUUCCCACUAAUCCGAAACACAUCCGAUUUGCGGAGGGCGUUCCGGCCGGCACGAGUCUGACAACCUUUUCGGCCACAGAUCCCGACCGACUGCAGAUGCAGCAAACAAUCAGGUACUCCAAACUGAAUGACCCCGCAGACUGGUUGUCUAUCAACAGAACCAACGGGCAGGUGGUGACCACGGCCAUCCUCGACAGGGAGUCUGACUAUGUGAAAAACAACAUAUACGAAGCCACUUUCCUGGCAACAGAUAACGGCUCUCCUGCAGCCAGUGGCACAGGCACACUGCAGAUCUAUCUGAUAGAUAUUAACGACAACCCCCCAGCGCUCAUACCCAAGGAGUCUCAGAUCUGUGAGCAGAUGAACAAGAAUGUCAACGGCGUCAAUAUCACUGCCGCUGACGCCGACACCGACUCCAAUGCGGGGCCUUUUGUCUUUGAGCUGCCUAGUUAUCCUUCCAGCAUUAAACACAACUGGACAAUUACACGAAUCAGUGGCAACUAUGCCCGCCUCAGUCUGCGAUACCAGGUCUAUUUGGAGCCAGGCAUGUACGAGGUCCCGAUAACUGUGUCCGACUCGGGAAACCCAACCUUGUCCAAUAGAUCGGUCAUCAAAGUCAAAGUGUGUCCAUGUGAUCCAAACGGAGACUGCACUACCGCGGGCGCCGUGGCGGCCACCGGCCUGGGGACCGGCGCGAUCAUCUCCAUCUUGAUAUGCAUCAUCAUUCUGCUCAGCAUGGUCUUGCUGUUUGUGGUGUGGAUUAAGCGGCGAGAGAAGGAGAGGCACAUCAAACAGCUGCUCAUUGACCCCGAGGAUGAUGUCAGGGACAACAUACUGAAAUACGAUGAAGAGGGAGGGGGAGAAGAGGACCAGGACUAUGACCUGAGCCAGCUGCAGCAGCCGGAUUCUUUGGAGCACAUCAUCAGCAAACCUCCCGGCGUCCGCAGGGUGGACGAGCGGCCCAUUAUCUCAGAAUCCCAAUACCCCAUCCGGCCUGUUGUACCGCACCCUGGCGACAUCGGAGACUUUAUCCAUGAGGGGCUACGGGCAGCUGACAAUGACCCCACUGCACCCCCUUAUGACUCUCUGCUAGUCUUUGACUAUGAGGGCAGCGGCUCCACCACGGGAUCGGUCAGUUCUCUCAACUCUUCCAGUACGGGGGAGCAGGACUACGACUACCUCAACGACUGGGGCCCCCGCUUCAAAAAGCUGGCCGACAUGUACGGAGGAGGGGAAGAGGAUUAAGUCUCACGUGAGCACACACACACUCACACACCUUCGUCCCGCCAGCUGGCCUGCCAUGCUCUGUCCCGUCAACACCGAUCAACCAAUCAGAACUCCAGAAGUCUGGCGCUGUUCCACGUUGGACUGAAACAGAAUUAUUGAGUUGCUGGGUUAUCAUAAGUCUUUCGUGCCCAAUUUUUUUCAAUUGUUUGUCAGGUUGUUGGUUUGUUUUUGGUAUGUGCCUUUGUUCCCCUGUGGCUUUUUGUUUAUUUUUGUAUUUUAUUUUCACUCCACAACAAGAGUCAUUCCUUGUUCCGGAAGGUUUUCUCUUUCCUCUCGCUGUCAGCCCCUGCCUGCCUCCCUGCAGAAGCUUUAAGUUUGAGCAUUUUUGUCUUGGGGUGGGGUGGGGUGGGGGGGGGGGGGGCAAAAAAACAAGAACCCUGAUAUGACAGUCUCUCCUGUGUGGAGGGCCCUGGUUUAUUCUUUCUUGAACUUGAAUUACUUAGAAUAGAAGCACUGUUGUUUCCCAAAAAAAGUGCCUUCAGUGGUGCAUAUUUUAACAGACUCCCUCGAACUCAGGAUUAGUUUCCAUUUUCCUGACCCUUUAACUCAGACCUUGCCAUUGUCUUAUGGGCUACGGUAUUUGCUGAGGCGCCAGUGCUGCUUUCAGAUGAGCUUGCAACCGGCAAAUGAGGGCAUGUUCAUGUAGGUGUACACUACACUUGGCCGGAAUGGACCAAUUCCACAAUUGUUCAGAUCAUAAAGGUGUGUCCUCAGAUGGCAGCCAACUUGAAUGUGAUGAUAGAAAUCGCAGCAAUCCAAGACGGGACUGUCGUGGAGAAGUGUCUUUGUUUCUUGUGGCUUCGCUAGCAGCUGUGUUUGUUUUGAGCUUCUUAUUUUUUCACCCGGUCCCGGCCAAUCACGUGUCCGGUAUUGAUGAAGGAAACUUGGCCUUUUAGAUCGAAAGGUUUGCAUAUUUAUCGACACACGCAAACAUUUUACAUUCCAUUUCCUAAAUAAGGAGAAAAAUGCCAACGUUGAAAAGGAAUUUAAUUGUUAUGCCUGCCUAUCGUUUUGUUCUUACUUGGAUGGAGUUGCCGUUACUUCUUGACAAUGUCUAUAAAUAUAUAAAAUGUUGAUGCUCACUGUGAUUGAUUCAGCCAGGGAUUUCUCAGCCCCUCAAUCUGCCUCUCUUUAGGCACACUUCAACAUUCAUCUGCAAUGUUCCCCUGAAAUUUUCUGGCUGCAAGUUCAAGAGUUUUCAUCAAGAAGUUAGAGCGAGCAAAAGUUUAUGAAGUUAUGAAGCACUAUAUCAAGGGUGACUUGUUAAAACAGACUCUUUAAAAGUCAUUUUCCAUCUGAACAUAUUUUUGUUUUAGACUUAAUGAAACAGCAGCUCCGCUUAUGGGCUUGUGUCAUCAUAUUUUAUAUGACUCCAAGGGUGGAGUGAAAUAAAGAUCUCUAAAUGCUAUGCUUAAAUUAUUCAAAUAUACAAAAGCAUUGAGAAACGAGUGGGUGGAAAAUACUCCUCGGUGCUAGUUAGCUUGAAGCUAGAUGACUGGAUUUGCUGUGAAUUGAUGAAUUCCUGGAGGAAAACUCUAACGAUGCGUCUCCUCAAACAUUUUCUCAUUUGCAAGAGAAACUAAAUUUGUCGAUUUUAAACGGUUCUGGCGAGGGACAUAACAGAAACUACGUUCCUGUCGACGGUCAUGAUAUAAUCAAUGAGGUGAACAGGGUCAGAAUCUCACGAUUCAAAGGCAAACAGGUACCGAUUGCACUUUGCGGCGCCGAACUUGACAGCGAUGAUUUUCCCGACCGCUGUCAGCUUAAAGUGCAAUCAGAGUCGAGGCAAGGAGCAACGACACUCGCUUCCGGAUUAGCUCUUAUCUAUCCGGUUCCUCCUCCACCUCGCAAAUAUCCUCACAAAAUAAACACAGCUGUUACUCUCCGCUAUCUGUGAUUUGUGUCUGACACGUAAACGUUGUAUAUACAGAACCUUUUUUAUACAUUUGUCAACAUGACUCGCGGGUGUGAGUGACUGGGUGGUUUUCGCUCUCCUUCUCGCUCCAACAAGUCGAUGAGGUCGCUUUCACCACUAAAAAGCCAUGGUGAAGAGAACCUGAUCGGUUUCGCGAGCGCUCACACAGCCAUACUUGUCGCCGCUGCGCUUGAGCUUCUUCAGAACAAAGCGUGAAGCCGUCCGUCGUUCGAAACUGACGUGUACAGUCUAACAGACGCACACAUACACACACACACACACACACACUCCUCUAGGCCUUACUGUACAUACAGUAUGUGAGUGCUAUUCCACUGCAAAGCCCGAACAGUCCUUUUGCUGGUUCCAUCACGCUCAGAGGUCAAAGGGAUGUUCUUUGACAUAUUUAUAAUCCUUAAGAAGACAUCUAGAUCUAAUUAAGGGACUAACACAACACGUCACAUACACACAUGCAGUAUGUUGACUUUUCAUUACAAGGCGCUGAUCAUGUUGCAUGUUGAAAAACUGCAACUGUGCCGUAUGGAAAUAAUCUGUUUAAAUAUCUGAAGUGAGUGGAUAGACAACAAAUUUGUGACCAUGGACACAUCUGACCCGUUAGCAACAGAGGCUGUUGCUUCCUUUGAAAUGUCUUGCUCAAGUCCAAAUGUAAAUAAUGUAGUAUUUGCUCGCCAAGCAGACCAAGUUUAAUGUAUGACUGGAGCUUUUUUGCAUGUCUUUUUUAUGAUGGCCAGAUAUGAGUUCUAUAAGAGUAACCAUCCAACGUGAAAACAUGUCGCAACCCGCAUGACCGAAGUUGCAUUCUAAAUGGAGUUCUGGCAUACCAUAUCAACAUAGUUUGAGAUGAAAAGGUAUUAUUAAAAAUUGCACAGGUGUCUAAUGUCUAAAAAAAAAUAUGACGUUUUUGUAAAUUGUCAACAGCACAAGCAUUUUGUAUUGGUGUUUGUACCCAUUUUGUAAAAAAGAAAAAAAAAAGAAAAACAGAAGAAAAAAAAGAUUGUUGUUUCAAGCGUGUGUUUGUAGUGCCACUGCAAUCUUGGUUUCCAAAUACCGUACAGUAUACAUGCGCUGCCUUGCAGAUCAACAUUGUAAAAUAGAUGCUGAGCUGGAAAAAGCAUUUUCAGCAACGUGUGUUAUAAAUAAAAAAAUCCCCCUCCUGAUAAAAA
Molecule: messenger RNA, 6221 nt
Organism: Syngnathus acus (greater pipefish)
Lineage: Eukaryota; Metazoa; Chordata; Actinopteri; Syngnathiformes; Syngnathidae
Product: cadherin-4-like
Exons: 17
Coding region: 279-3083 (934 amino acids)
Biological process (GO): homophilic cell-cell adhesion; calcium-dependent cell-cell adhesion; multicellular organism development
Cellular component (GO): catenin complex; adherens junction; plasma membrane
Molecular function (GO): calcium ion binding; cadherin binding
Source: RefSeq, a predicted model, not a curated record